Exophiala xenobiotica is the source of this 1641-nucleotide messenger RNA. RefSeq lists its product as uncharacterized. Gene Ontology annotation, biological process: transmembrane transport. Gene Ontology annotation, molecular function: transmembrane transporter activity. Bases 1 to 1533 code for a protein of 510 amino acids. NCBI's taxonomy places the organism in Eukaryota, Fungi, Ascomycota, Eurotiomycetes, Chaetothyriales, Herpotrichiellaceae. The record is from RefSeq and is a predicted model, not a curated record. The transcript has 3 exons.
AUGGCAGAAAGAAACAAACCAGAAGACACACAGUCCAAGGCCGACGAUUCCGUCCAUGGCGAGGCACAGAAGGAAUUCGUCGAUCCAGUUCGACCGGCUCACACACAUCUCGAUCGAGAAGAGAUCGAUUUGCUGCCAUCCGAGCAUCGCGACUAUCUCCUCGCCCGCCAUGGCACGCUUGAUCUCGACCCUGUACCUGACAUGAGCGAUGCGGACCCUUACAAUUGGCCGCAUUGGAAGAAAGUGGUCAAUCUCGUCCUCGUUGCGUUCCACGCAAUGAUGGCAACGUUCACUGCGGCUUCCAUUCAAUCCGCAUUCGAAAACAUUGCCGAGGAUCUUGGUUGCAGUCUGCAACGAGCCUCAUACCUGACGUCUCUUCAAAUUGCCAUCCUAGGUGGCGCUCCACUCUUUUGGAAGCCAUUGUCCGAUCGCUACGGCAGACGACCGAUUUUCAUGAUCUCGCUCAUUUGCUCCAUGGUCUGCAACAUUGGCUGCGCAUACAGCUUCUCCUACGCGAGCAUGGCUGCCUGUCGUGCUCUCGUUGCCUUUUUCAUCAGCCCUGCCGCUGCAAUCGGUAGCGCUGUCGUAGCCGAAACCUUUUUCAAGAGAAGACGAGCUCGAUACAUGGGUAUCUGGACAUUGAUGGUGACUAUUGGAGUGCCUGUCUCGCCCUUCCUCUUUGGCUUCGUGGCCUAUCGUGUCGAGUAUCGAUGGAUCUACAAGGUCCUGGCAAUUACGAAUGCGGUGCAAUUCAUACUCUAUGUAUUCUUCGGUCCCGAGACUCGAUACCUGCGACACGGUGUGCAUCAUAAAGGCUCCGCCAUCAAGCAAGAAUACUUCCAGUUCCGCCGCAUUGAUCCCACUCCACUCCGACUUUGGGAUUUUGUUCAACCUCUAAGAUACGCCGCUCGCCUCUGCGUCAUGAUUCCCGCGGCUGCUUAUGCCAUGGUCUUCCUGUUUGGCAGUGUAAUGAUCACCGUUGAGGUCCCUCAGCUCUUCGGCCCGUCUUUCCAUUUCAACACCCAACAAAUGGGUCUCCAAUACAUAUCCAUGUUGGUCGGCGCUCUGAUCGGGGAGCAAAUUGGUGGCUUCAUGUCUGAUGCUUGGAUGAAUCGCCGUACCAAAAAGAUCGGCACCAGCCCUGCGCCCGAAUGGCGAUUGUGGUUGUCCUAUGGCGGCUUUCUUCUGACCAUUAUCGGUGUUAUUGUCUUCCUUGUCCAGCUUGGGGAGAUAGGCACGCAUUAUAACGUGACUCCGCUGGUCGGCGCAGCGAUUGCCAGUGGCGGCACUCAAAUUGUCACGACUGUCCUGAUCACCUACUCGGUCGAUUGCUAUCGAGAAGACGCGGCGAGCGUGGGAGUGUUCAUUACGUUCGUCCGUCAGAUUUGGGGCUUCAUCGGCCCCUUCUGGUUCCCACAGAUGUUCGAGAAUGUUGGUCUUUACGGCUCGGCGGGCAUCACCACUGGCUUGUUGGUGGGAGUCAGCUUGCUACCUACCAUUUUCUUGCAAUGGAAGGGCCGCGCCUUGCGAUGAUGACAGUGACACGACUAAGGGAUAAGGGACCAGAGUGUAUGAUGGUGGAAUUGUUAGCCUUUGUAUCCUACCUUUUUAUAUCUAGGUACAAAAAGUACCAACAUUGCG